UGUCCUUGCCACCUACUUCCGCCCAUCUCCAAAGAUUGAACAGUCUUCGAUUGUUUAUGUUACCAGCUCAGUAAUUUGACAUGUAUUCUCAGGUUGUGUGUUUGGCUGUUUGCGAUGUUCCGAAGGAGUGACGGCAGGAGGGACGGCCGUUACUUUAAACAUGACUUCUGAGUAACACUGCUACUGUCUCUACUCACGAUGAACAGCGAGGAGGAGUUCUACGACGCCGAGACAGGGCUUGAGUCAGAUGAUUCCUUGGAAGUGAGUUUCAAGGAUGCCCUGGUGUUUGACAGCAGUGAUCAGGUGACUGAUGGCUCUGCUGCAGAGCCGAAUGCAGUGUGGCAGCGUAGGAAAACCUUGCCUGCUGAAAUGAUUACCAGAAACAAUUUCAGCGUGACAAGCAUACUGAAGAAAUGUAUCGGCAUGGAGCUGUCCAAAAUAGCCAUGCCUGUUGUGUUUAAUGAGCCACUGAGCUUCCUUCAGAGAAUCUCUGAGUACAUGGAACACACACACCUCAUCCGCAAAGCCUGUGGUUUGUCCAACUCUAUAGACCGUAUGCAGAUUGUUGCUGCCUUUGCUGUUUCAGCAGUAGCAUCUCAAUGGGAAAGGACUGGAAAACCAUUUAAUCCUUUACUGGGGGAGACUUUUGAACUCGUAAGAGAGGACGAUGGCUACAGAUUGAUCUCAGAGCAGGUGAGCCACCAUCCGCCCAUUAGUGCCUUUCACGCAGAGUCUCUGAAGCAAGAGUUUGCUUUUCAUGGAUCCAUUUACCCAAAACUCAAGUUCUGGGGCAAAAGUGUUGAGGCCGAGCCCAAAGGCACCAUGACGCUGGAGUUACCGAAACAUAAAGAAGCAUACACAUGGACAAACCCAAUGUGCUGUGUACAUAACGUCAUCUUAGGAAAGCUUUGGAUCGAGCAAUACGGGACAGUAGAGAUUGUAAACCACAGCACGGGAGAUAAGUGUGUGUUGAACUUCAAACCAUGUGGCAUGUUUGGGAAAGAGCUGCACAAAGUGGAAGGUCACAUACAAGAUAGCAGUAAGAAGAAACGGAGUGUGAUUUACGGAAAGUGGACCGAGUGCAUGUACAGCGUGGACCCCAAGGUUUAUGAAGCACACAAGUCUGACAAGAAGGCGGGAGCAGACUCAAAGAAGCUGAGACAGGAACAUAGUUGUGAAGAUGAGAAUGCAGUUCUAGAGACUGUUACUGUUAUACCAGGAAGUGCCUUACUGUGGAGGAUAUCACCACGACCUGCUCACUCAGUACAGAUGUAUAGCUUUACCAGCUUUGCCAUGACACUAAACGAGCUGGAGCCUGGCAUGGAGCAACUGUUGGCACCAACUGACUGUCGGCAAAGGCCCGACAUCCGAGCCAUGGAGAACGGAGACAUAGACACAGCAAGUGCAGAGAAAGAGCGUCUUGAGGAGAAGCAGAGGGUUGCACGUAGAGAGCGAUCCAGGGACGAAGAGGAGUGGUCAACCAGGUGGUUCCAGCUGGGAACAAACCCUCACACAGGAGCAGAGGACUGGCUGUACAAGGGCGGAUACUUUGACAGGAACUACGCGGACUGUCCCAACAUUUACUGACAUAGGAAGAUAUUCUCACUUUAUUUCUUUUGGCACCUCUUGAUGGUAGCUUUUGAAGAGAAGAUCAUCAUGUCAGCAACUGUGAAUGCCGUCCACAGGAAAGGUUCGAGUAAGUUUACUUACUGUAGAUGUUUAUCAUACGCCCACUACCCUCACCUUUUUGUAUGCUCAACUUGUGUUGCUGAUGAUAACAGUAGUCCACAUAGAGGAAAUGUUACACACCUUUAAAGGGAUUGAAACCACACAAAGCCCCUACUUCUGUUUUAGUUCAGGUACUAAUCUAUAAUGUUACUUGUCGACACACCUCGCAUGUGUAUUGAGUUGCGUUCAAAUAUCAGGGGUUAAGUAAACACAUGCGCUACUUUUCUAUAAACUAAGAGCAUUAAAAGCGUAUUUUAGUCCACUCUAAACACAUCAAGUUUUUCUGUCAGUUGUAGGAAACAGAAAAGAAAGCUGCUUAUGCUCAAGUUUACUUGCACAAGAAAUUAUGUUGUCGGUGCAUUUUAUUGUUUUCCUCGGUAUCUCAGAUAAGGUGUAGAAUAUUUGGUGGAUGUAUCGUCAUCAAGCUGGUCUUUUACACCUGUUAAAGCCAUACAAUGUUUUCUGCACUGAGGUAAAAAAAAUACUGUAAAUGUAUUCCCAUAGUACUUCAAAGCAAAGGGAGUCUGAGCAUUUUAAGUUGAACAGAAAGCUGUGACUUUUUUUGCCUUUAAUCUUCAAACAAGAACCGUUAAUUCCGACAUGGGAGAGAAGAUUUGUCUUUUUCUUCCGACAACAAAGCCCUGUGUUCAGAGCAGCGUCCAGACCUAUGCAAAGUGAUCUAUCCAGUCUACCCUCGUGAAAUGUGAAAAAUGUAAACUCACUUAAUUCCUGUUGCGCUUACAGUCGACGUGUGAUUGCGGACUACAGUCAUCACCGAAUGAGCAUUUAUGUAAUGUGAUGCAUUAUGUGUUCCUUUUGUUGCUGAGCACUAACCUUGCAUAAAACUGCACAGUAGAAACCUCACUGUCCUAUGCACAUAUAUAAUGAAGCAUCAUCCUACAUGCUCCCAGAUGCUUACUUGAGUUCCAAGCACUUUCAACCCUGCAGACAUUAAAGGUGCAGGAUUCCUAUGUUAAUGAGUCAAUUAUCUAUUUGAGAAUGUUUAUAUUGUCUGUUCAGUGCUCAUCCCUCUUCAGCGAGUUACAUCCAUGUAGAAAGCAGGUCUACUUAAAAAUACAAUAAAAUAUGGGCUAUUAAAACUUGUUUGAUUUGUCU
Messenger RNA from Dunckerocampus dactyliophorus (ringed pipefish), 2844 nucleotides. RefSeq names its product oxysterol-binding protein-related protein 2-like. Gene Ontology annotation, cellular component: intracellular membrane-bounded organelle; membrane; cytosol. Lineage: Eukaryota; Metazoa; Chordata; Actinopteri; Syngnathiformes; Syngnathidae. The record is from RefSeq and is a predicted model, not a curated record. Gene Ontology annotation, molecular function: cholesterol binding. The transcript is spliced from 14 exons. Bases 199 to 1587 code for a protein of 462 amino acids.